AAAGCCGACCUGGCCGUGGCGGGGCUGACGAUCACGGCCGAGAGGGAGAAGGUGAUUGAUUUCUCCAARCCCUUCAUGACUCUGGGGAUCAGCAUCCUCUACCGAGUUCACAUGGGCCGCAGACCGGGCUAUUUCUCCUUCCUGGACCCCUUUUCUCCGGGAGUUUGGCUCUUCAUGCUGCUCGCCUACCUGGCCGUCAGCUGUGUCCUCUUCCUGGUGGCUCGGUUGACGCCCUACGAGUGGUACAGCCCCCACCCCUGCUCCCAAGGUCGAUGCAACCUCCUGGUGAACCAAUAUUCCCUGGGGAACUCUCUGUGGUUUCCYGUUGGGGGGUUCAUGCAGCAGGGCUCCACCAUCGCUCCCCAGGCGCUGUCCACGCGCUGCGUCAGCGGAGUCUGGUGGGCAUUCACCUUGAUCAUCAUCUCCUCCUACACGGCCAACCUGGCAGCGUUCCUGACCGUGCAGAGGAUGGACGUUCCCAUCGAGUCCGUGGAUGACCUGGCUGACCAGACCACCAUCGAGUACGGCACCAUCCACGGCGGCUCCAGCAUGACCUUCUUCCAAAACUCCCGCUACCAGACGUACCAGCGGAUGUGGAACUACAUGUACUCCAAGCAGCCCAGCGUCUUCGUGAAGAGCACGGAGGAAGGGAUCGCGCGCGUGCUGAACUCCAACUACGCCUUCCUGCUGGAGUCCACCAUGAACGAGUAUUAUCGGCAGCGCAAUUGCAACCUCACGCAGGUCGGGGGCCUUCUGGACACCAAGGGCUACGGGAUUGGCAUGCCCGUCGGCUCCGUGUUCCGCGACGAGUUCGACCUGGCCAUCCUCCAGCUGCAGGAGAACAACCGCCUGGAGAUCCUGAAGCGCAAGUGGUGGGAAGGAGGGAAGUGCCCCAAGGAGGAGGAUCACCGAGCCAAAGGCUUGGGAAUGGAGAACAUUGGUGGAAUCUUCGUGGUGCUCAUCUGUGGCUUAAUCGUAGCAAUUUUUAUGGCAAUGCUGGAAUUUUUGUGGAGCCUUCGACACUCUGAGCAGUCAGAGGUGUCUGUGUGCCAAGAGAUGGUGACGGAGCUGCGCAACAUCAUCCUGUGCAAGGACAGUUUCCACCCCCGGCGGAGGCGGGCGGGGGUGGCACGGACUCGCCCCGCACUGCCCGAGGAGCGCCGAGCCCGCAGCACCACCACGCUCAGCAACGGCAAGCUGUGCAGCGGGGGCGAGCCGGACCCCCUGGCACAAAGACUGGCCCAAGAGGCCGCCCUGGUCGCCCGGGGCUGCACCCACAUCCGCGUGUGCCCCGAGUGCCGCCGAUUCCAGGGGCUCCGAGCGCGGCCGGCCGCGGGGUCACCGGCGCGGAGCGAGGAGAGCCUGGAGUGGGAGAAGGCCACCAACAGCAGCGGGCCCGAGUAAUGCCAGGACUGGGGGCACCGGGGUGGGGCGAGAGGGUCCUGUUCCAUUUUACAGAACACGGACUUGUACAAUGUCAACUCGUUUUUAAAUCGAUAGCGGUUACCCGGCUUCUCCGGAGCGAGCGGACCUCGGGGUGGACGCCAAGGCGGGGGCCUGGCCGGAGGUUUGGCUGUGGUUUCGGUGUCCACCAUGGCCUGGCGUGGAGGGAAGGAGGUCCUGAGGCUGGUGGGUGUCCAGAGGUGGUCUCUGGGAAGGAGGGACGCCGUGGGUGUAGCAGAUAUCCCCACCCAGGGGCUGCAGGGGUUCUUGGAACAUCUCCCCUCCGAGGUCAGGAGGAAGGACACUGGCGCUGCCUCUCCAUCACUCACCGGGGAUGCUCUCCAAGGGCAGGGGUGGGACUUUUUAUUUGCCGUGGAUAUGGGCAGGGAGGAGUCAUUAUUUUGGAUUUUUUUUUUUGUUUCAUUUGGGUAUGUCAGGACCCAGUCUCCAAGGCACCAGGUGCUGAACUCUUCUUCCUUUGCUGAGUGUGGAAAGGGGGUUGAAGGGGGGAAGGGGAGGAUGGGAUGGGGUGGGACACGCUCCCUGUGAGAAGCAGCAUUUGUUGGAAGUCCAUCUGAAGAGUUGUUAAAAUUACAUAUAUAGAGAAAUAUAUCUAUACAUAGAUAUAUAUAUAUAUACAUAUUAAAAUGCCAAAAAAAACAGCCAACGAACACAGUGAACUCAAAGAGGCCUUGAAACGCUUGGAAUUUCAGGGGUUCUGUGUCUUUUGUUUCGUUCUGGGGUUAUCUUUCACUUUUUUAUUUUAAUUUUCUGGUUUCGGGAUGCGGGUGGGGGAGCCUUUUGAGGGAGGUGAGGUGGGAGCAGGAGAGAGUGGGGGGCUGCCCAUCCCCAGCAGCGAGGGAGGAGGUGUUGGGACCCCCAAAGUGUCCCUGGCUGUGCUCUGCACGCCCCUGAGGUGACCCUGAGCUCUCCCCAAAUCCGUGACCCCACGGAGCACCCUCGACUUCCAGGGUGAAUUCCAGCCACACAGCAUUUGAGAAAACCAUUAGCCUGGAAUCUCAUGUAAGGAAAAUAUUGACUUCCCUAGAAAGAGCAGCAGCUCACCCUCUGCUUGGUACAGAUGUGGGGUUUACACUGGCGAAUUUAAUUUUCUGAUUGAAAAAAAAAACAAAUUCUAUGCAAUUUCUGGUUGUAAAAGGAAAGAGAUGACAAUGGAGAGGGGCAGGGGAGAUAAAGCCUUGAGUGAAGGUACAUCCUGUUCUUGAAUUGUUUUCUUUUCUUUUUGUCUUGAAUGUACUGAAAUAAAAGA
Malurus melanocephalus (red-backed fairy wren) is the source of this 2713-nucleotide messenger RNA. RefSeq names its product glutamate receptor ionotropic, kainate 4. The record is from RefSeq and is a predicted model, not a curated record. Lineage: Eukaryota; Metazoa; Chordata; Aves; Passeriformes; Maluridae. The transcript has 8 exons. The annotation marks the transcript as partial. Gene Ontology annotation, biological process: monoatomic ion transport; modulation of chemical synaptic transmission; synaptic transmission, glutamatergic. Gene Ontology annotation, cellular component: plasma membrane; kainate selective glutamate receptor complex; postsynaptic membrane. Gene Ontology annotation, molecular function: kainate selective glutamate receptor activity; transmitter-gated monoatomic ion channel activity involved in regulation of postsynaptic membrane potential.